UAAAGUCUCUGAAUCCUCUGGUUUCUUGAUGUUCAGCCAGCAGAUUUUCAGGUUCAGGAUUUUUGUCGACUCUGCAGAUGAUGUGAAGCCCUGAGUGUUUCUGCUGUGACUCUGGCUCAGAUCUGCUGCCACUCUCACCCUGAAACAGAGGAUUCCUGCUGAAACUCUGAUUGGACCGUUUCACAGAUCCAACAUGGCCUCCUCCGAGGAGAAUCUGGACGACUACAAUAUUUACAGUAAGCUGUCUGAUGAGGAGCUGCUGCAGAUCGCUGUAGAGAGGAGCCUGGCUGACACACACCUUCCUCCAUCAUCAUCAUCAUCCUCAGCUGCUCCAACCCAAACAAACCCAAAGCUCAGACAGAGACACACACCUCCACCUGCACUCCGACCUCCACCUGCACCCCGACCUCCAGACAUCUCAAACUCUGCAAACCCCCCAACAGCCCUGUCGCAGUUUCUCUACAGAGGUUUCAAGAGACAGUUCAGUCCUCUGCAGUCUCUGAUUAUCAGUGGAGAUGCUGAGGCAUUGAUGGAUCUGGUCCAACGGAGGUGCAGCAGUCUGAUGGACCCAAAUGACGAAGGCUGGAUCGCUCUUCAUGAGGCAGCUUAUUAUGGACAGCUACAGUGUGUCAGGAUCCUCAUAAGAGCUCAUCCCAAGUCAGUGAACAGGUGUAGUUUGAAGAAUCAGACCGCUCUGCUACUGGCCACCGAGCGAGGACACAUUUCCUGUGUCGACUUUCUCCUGAGGCACGGAGCCGACCCAAACAUCGCCAACAAGGACCGAGAAACGCCACUGUUCACAGCCUGUGAGCAUCCAGAUGAAGCCAUCGUGGAGCUGCUGCUGAGGUCUGGAGCUCAGGUGAAUUACUCCUGCAGUCAGGGAGGUACUGCUCUUCAUGAAGCCUGCAGAUAUGGACGACCAAAGCUCUGCAGGUUGUUAGUUGAGGCUGGAGCCAAUCUGCAAACCAAGAACAUCUACGGUAUUCAACCGUUCUUCAUUGCUGCACAGCACGGACACGUCGACAUCAUCCACCUGCUCGCACAGAAAGGUGCAGAUAUAAACGGACAGGCAGGGGAUGGAGCUUCGUCGCUAUAUGAAGCCUGUAAGAACGGUCACACUUCAGCUGUGGAGGUGCUCCUUUCUCUGAAAGCUGACGCUAACCGAUCGACAAAGUCCGGCCUGCUGCCUCUUCAUGUGGCUGUUCAGAACAACCACACACGAAUCGUGUCAAUGCUGAUCCCUGUCACCAGCAGAGUCAGGAUCCGGCACAGCGGCAUCAGUCCUCUGCACAUCGCUGCAGAGAAGAACAGGGACAACAUCUUGGAACUGUUGAUCGAGUCUGGCUUCGACAUCAAUGCUGAGCUGUCGGAGGAGCGCUCCAGGAUGUACGAGGACCGGCGGAGCACGGCGCUGUACUUCUCCGUCUACAACGGGAACCUGGAGGCCGCUAAGAUGCUGCUGGAGGCCGGAGCCGACCCCAACCUGGACCUCUUCAACCCACUGCUCAUCGCCGUCCGGCUUGGCUGGGUGGACAUGGCGAUGCUUCUGCUGAAGUUCGGCGCCAAUGCCAACGCUCAGAUCUCUACACAGCCGUCUUCAUUCCCGUCCACCAUCCUACUCAACAUGGAGUGUCUGCCCAUGCUCAAGCUGCUGCUGGACAACGGCUGCGACGCCCGGCCCUGCUUCGACUGUCCAUACGGCCAGAAACCACAUCCCGCUGUCACGUCCUCACGACAUGCUGUUGAAGAAAUGCAGGUCAGCAGAAAUGUACAGCCGCAGCGCUACAUUCAGUUCUGUGAGGCUGUCUCCAGCAUGUCUCUCUGCCGUGUCACUGGUCUGAUCAUCUCCAUGCUGCUGGACUAUGUCUGUCACGUCCAUCUCUGCUCUCGGCUGCUUGAGGUCCUGGACAGUUGCAGCGAAUGGGUGCCAAUCAAACUGAAAGCUCUUCCUCCUCAUCCUCUGAUGCAGCUCUGCAGGCUGAAAAUCAGACAUGUGGUUGGAGUCCGACGACUCAAACUGCUCCACACCCUGCCACUUCCUGCCCGACUCAUCCGCUUCCUGCACUAUGACGUCCACUGCUCACUCACCUAAAGUCACUUGAUGUCACCUGAUGUCAACUGAAAUCUGCACAGUUGUUGCUGUGUUGCUGUGGUUUUUAUUUUAUUUUUCCCCUCAAUCUGUCCGCCUGUUGUAAACCUCUGCUUACUCAGCCAAAGAUAUGUUGUUGUACACAUUUCACGCCAGACAGAAGUUGACAUCAGUCUUCUGACAGACAUGAAAUUAAAUCUGAGUCAUGUAUAAAA
This is a messenger RNA of Lates calcarifer (barramundi perch), 2304 nucleotides long. RefSeq names its product ankyrin repeat and SOCS box protein 2. The transcript is spliced from 9 exons. Gene Ontology annotation, molecular function: protein binding. Gene Ontology annotation, cellular component: cytoplasm. Lineage: Eukaryota; Metazoa; Chordata; Actinopteri; Centropomidae. The coding region runs from base 194 to 2092 and encodes 632 amino acids. The record is from RefSeq and is a predicted model, not a curated record. Gene Ontology annotation, biological process: intracellular signal transduction.